Molecule: messenger RNA, 948 nt
Organism: Poeciliopsis prolifica (blackstripe livebearer)
Lineage: Eukaryota; Metazoa; Chordata; Actinopteri; Cyprinodontiformes; Poeciliidae
Product: zinc finger HIT domain-containing protein 1-like
Exons: 6
Coding region: 152-619 (155 amino acids)
Biological process (GO): chromatin remodeling
Cellular component (GO): Swr1 complex
Molecular function (GO): nucleosome binding
Source: RefSeq, a predicted model, not a curated record
UCUGUUCUGGAUAGAGAGGAUUUUUCAUUUAAAUGUUCAAAGUAUAUUUAGGUUUUAUUUUUAUUAAUUUAUUCCUCAUUGGGGUCAGUAACGGUUUCUGGGACAUUCGCGUUUCGUUCAGUUUGACCCCUGCGGCUGCCGUUCAAUCAAGAUGGUGCUGGAGAAGAAAAGCUCCGCCCGGGUCGAAGCGGGUCAGCGCAGGGUUCUGGAUGAGGCGACCCGGCAAAGGAGGCUGACCCGGCAGCUGGAGGCUCUGGAGAAAGACAACUUCCAGGAUGACCCCCUGACCUCCCUGCCCCCCUGGUCCCACGGCCGACUCCCAGCCUUCAGUGAGACAGAAGAGCCAGAGAAGAAGAGGAGGAAGACGAGGGGCGAUCACUUCAAGCAGCGCUUCAGGAAGAACUUCACCACCCUGCUGGAGGAGGAGAACCUGUCGGAGAGGGCGGAGCCUAACUACCUGUCAGCGGCGGCCCCGCCCUCCUCUUUGCCGCCACGUCUCUUCUGCUGCGUCUGCGGCUUCCCGUCCCACUACACCUGCACCACCUGCGGGGGGCGCUACUGCAGCACCAGGUGUCUGCUCACACACAGGGAGACCAGGUGUCUGAAGUGGACGCUCUGAAGACGCUUCGGACCGGAUUGGACCAGAUGGACGCUUGGACCGGACCGCAGGACAUGUUGGACUGCUGCUGCUGGUCGGAGACGCUGCUCCAUGGUUCUCUGGGUCAGGACGCUCCAGAACCUGGACGACCCAGUUGGUUCUGACCCGUCUCUGCCUUCACUGCAGAACCAGAACCACCAGAACCCUGAGGUUCCACAGGAGGUCACCUGAGCUCGUUCCAGUUGGCGGGAACCAGAACCAGAACCGACCCGGAUCUCCUGGAUGUUUUCAUUUCAUUUUGUUCUGAAACUGAAAUAAAUGUUGUUGAUUUCUGACCUUUCAAAAUAAAA